AUGUGGUUUUGGCGGGGUGUAUCCCAGUCUCUUGACGAGUUCUCUCAGACUUUUGUUGAACUGAACAGCGCAACCACAGUGAAUCAUGGCAGAUAGUUGGGGGGGAAACCCUCGCGGCGGAGGUCGUGGAAGAGGGGGAAGAGGCGGAAGGGGCAAUAGUGGCGGAAGAUUCGGAAGUGGCGGAAGAGGCGGCAGAGGGUUUAGCGGAGCAACCGGAGGUUCAGGGUAUAAGGGAAGUUGGGGAGGUUCUGGUUCUGGGGGCGGGUUCGGAAGGGGAUCGGAUGGAGCGGGCGGAAGAAGGGGGGGAGGGGGGAGAGGAAGAGUGGGAAGAGGCGGAGAGAGGGGGGGAAGAGGCGGCGGUAGAGGGGACUGGGGAAGAUAUCAGGGGGGAACCGGCGGAGAGGUUGGGCGCGGGAGCUUCAGCCCGGGCGAUUCAAGGAAGCGGAAGUUUGAAGGCGCAAGCGGAAGUUCCGACGAGGGCGGAGGAGGAGGCGCACGCGGGCGAGGUUGGGGAAGAGGAGGCGGUCGCGGGGGGACGGCGGACGGGGUGGGGGACGGGGCGGUGGACAGGGGCGAGGAGCGGGGAGGGGAGAGAGCGCUCCUAGCGGACCAAUGGACAGGAAGCAGAGGAAGGAGUUAGCGGAGGCGCGGAAAAAGCGCCGCCGCCCUCUCUU
Molecule: messenger RNA, 674 nt
Organism: Closterium sp. NIES-67
Lineage: Eukaryota; Viridiplantae; Streptophyta; Zygnematophyceae; Desmidiales; Closteriaceae
Source: the annotation of a GenBank genome assembly